This is a messenger RNA of Fibroporia radiculosa, 2646 nucleotides long. RefSeq lists its product as uncharacterized. Lineage: Eukaryota; Fungi; Basidiomycota; Agaricomycetes; Polyporales; Fibroporiaceae. Bases 1 to 2646 code for a protein of 881 amino acids. Gene Ontology annotation, cellular component: synaptonemal complex; cohesin complex. Gene Ontology annotation, molecular function: protein binding; chromatin binding. Gene Ontology annotation, biological process: mitotic sister chromatid cohesion; synaptonemal complex assembly; replication-born double-strand break repair via sister chromatid exchange. The record is from RefSeq and is a predicted model, not a curated record. The transcript is spliced from 10 exons.
AUGGAGCGGAAAUUGUCCAAGACACAGACUUUACAGACAGAUAUCGAACAAUCAGUUGAUGCUAUUAUGGGUCAAGAGGUUGAGGUGAUGGCACUCCGUCUUAGCGGCCAGCUGCUCCUUGGUGUCGUACGAAUAUACAGCCGGAAAGCAAAGUACCUCCUGGAUGACUGUAACGAAGCAUUGCUAAAGAUAAAGAUGGCCUUCCGCCCUGGAGUUGUGGAUAUGACUGAGGAUCAGCUCGCCGUCAACCGCAACGCCAUUACCCUCCAGGGGAACAAUCUUGACCUCGAUGCGCUCCUGCCUGAUAUCAACUGGGACAUGGACUUUGAGGAAAGACCUGUGCGACCAGGAGGGCAACACAUUGCUAGAGCCGCGGAUAUCACACUCGCUACUGCGAAUGACUACCAAUUUGACUUCGACGACCCUGGCUAUGGCUUCGAUCUGGGGCCUUCAGAUGGCAUAGGUUCACAAGAUUAUGCUCCGCUUGGUAUCGACUUUGGUGAAGGGCCUGUAAGCGUCCACGAGGAAGAAUCCCGUGUCGAAGAUGACACCAUGAGCAUUGAAGUUGGACGAGAUGCUGCCGCGCCAAGAAGCAUUAGAGAGUCGCUGGGUUCGCAUCUCCUAGGCAGGCCAGGCGGAGACCUGGAUGUGGAUCUACUUUCGGUUCGCAGCCGGAGUCGGGAGGCCUCGGAGCAUCCAUUUGGCGGAGACGUCGAUAUGAACUUUGGCAUGGAUUUUGGGCCAGAUGCGGGUGGCGAGGAGGUAGACCUAGGUAUCAGCUUCGAACUAGGGGACCUUGGAAAUCUCGGCGAACAGGCACUGACCCCUCAGACGCCUCGUCUCACACCUUCUCGAGCAUCCUCACCCCUUACGGAACCUCCGCAGACGCCUCCUCCCGACGUCGAGUUAACACCACGAGUCGACGUCCAGGAAGGCAAAGCUAGGAAACGAAGAGACAGGAAACAGAUCAUUGAUGUCGUUACCGAACUUGCGGAUGGUCCUGGCGCGAGAGUGGGCCGCGGCCGCAAUGCGGGACUCGGCUCUCAGAUGACCCAGGAUGUGAGCGGCAUUGUCACAGAAAACCAGUAUAUUCCUCGAUCUCCUGUCGUCAUGCGUCUCCUUGAGAUUCGCGACGACCCGAUUGCGCAUUUCCUUCCUACCAGGACUACCGCGACUGGCACAUUUUUCUGCGCCGCGCCGCCGGGAAUGGUGCCUGAGCUAGCAGAGCUUUUUAUGCGUCCAGUGCAAAGUCUGGUCCCUCCCAAACGCCGCGCGGAACCGGCGGACAAGCCUUCGAGCAAGAGGCCUAGGUUGGAGGGUAGUGUUGCUGGCGACGACGAGAUAGAGCAAGUACGCAGGGCGACCAGUGUUGCGCCGAGCGUCGUUCUAGGAAGCGAAGUCAUCGGACGAAGCAGCGUUGCUCCUGACAUCGACUUUGGUGACCACACGGGGAUCGUCGAAGACUUCCAGCUGCCUGAGUUUGAAAUGGCUACUGGGGCGGAGGUGGCACCAGAGCGAGCAAGGUCCAAGUCCCUUGCGCCGUCAGAACUCAGUCGGUUGACAACGCCGCCGCCGGAGGGUGUGCCCAUGGAAGAUAUAGAGGAGUCUUACGCGGAUGUGGAGUGCCCUAUAGCCGUAUUCGACGAUCGCGCUACGUCUAGUCAGAGCGGAGAGAGCGCAGCCACUGCCAGUGAAGAUGGGAAGGGCUACAGCAAGAACACGGUAAAAGCAUUAACGAUCGUGCGUAGGGACUUGCAGCCCACUGUAGGUGAAGAGCAUGACGAAGAGAAGGUCAUGAGCUUCAAGAGGAUGUCCGAGAAAGCAAGCCGCCGUGCGGCAUCUUCCUUCUUCUUCGAACUCCUGGUGCUUGGAACACGAGACUGUGUCAAACUCUCGCAGGCUGGUCCCUUUGAGAAUAUCGAGGGUAUGUCAUAUAUUUCUGAGCAUCGAUCCUCUCCACAAACCCUGCAGGACUCAGACCCAGAGUAUGAUACCUACAAGCGGGGCGCCUUUUUGGAAAAAACAAACCGUUUCUUGAAGGAUAAGUCAUCAGAAGUUCCUGGCCCUGGUACAUACAACACUGACAACAAUAGUGCUCAUCCAAAGGGUACGUCAGGUACCGUCAAGCCCAACGUUGAUCGAUAUGCCCUACUGCAACGCAAGGUGGAGGAACUUGAGAGAAUUCACAACGAAGGCAAGAAAACCCAUCACCUAGAAUCGGAGCGGCUCAAGCUGGAACUUAGCCGCGCACAGCGAACCAACACGGAGCACGUAGAGCGUGCCGACAAGCUCAAGAAACAGAAUGACGUUCUUGAGGCUAGACUACAGGAUUUGAAGAAAUCCAAUGGCGUGGAGCAGAACGAACUGCGAGAACUGCGUACCAAGUUGAAAGCCGUUGAGCACGAACGCGCCCAGCUAGCCACAAAGCAAGGUGAGGCAAGCGAUAUGAAGAAGGCUCUUCAAGUGGCAGAGGCUAAGCGAAGAGAUGACCUACGAGAGCGAGACAAGAGGAUCGCAGAGUUGGAGAAAGCCUUCAGCUCGGAGAAGAAAAGGCGCGAGAUGGCGGAGGCAAAGUUGACAGAAGUGAAGGUCAAAGUCGAUGCGGAGAAGCAAGAAAUCCGUGCUCUUGCAUCCGGACGCUCUUGA